AUCAAUGCAGAGUACAUUACAUUCAUAUCAUAUUAUUUUGUCAUUUUCCGUCAAAUUCUCUCAUAUUUGUUGUCAGAUGUGGGUCCGUGUACGUUCACUUUGGCCAUGUUCUUUUUAUUUAGGUGAAAGUUUUCAUUUCUUGUAACGUAAUGUUUCCAUCUGGAGGCUAUUUUCGUAGCGCCAAUUGCCCUUUCUAUCAACAUGGCCUUUGCCACAGACCAUAUUGUCAUUUUCGUCACACUGUACCAGAUUACAAGCCAACUGUUGCUCUCAAUUCAAAGAAAAGCGAGGAGCAAAAGAAAGAUCCGGUGGUGAAGCACACACACAACCAUGGUGAAGAUGUUAAACAACAGAAGAAAGACUUAGUGCAGAAGGGCGUACAGGAGAAAACAAAGACCACAAAAAACAAGCAUAAUGUGGAAGUUAAAACCUCAAAUCAACCAAUUUUCAAAAGAACCGCUCUGGAAGAAAAACUGAUUGCAUUCUCAGCAAAUGCAGAUAUGAUAUUGACAGACUCCGACAGUGAUGCUGAUACUCCAUCAAAACAAAAUGAUGACAAUCAAUCAACUGUUUCCAAACCUCAACUUCUACCAUGUGAAGAGAAAGGAAAAUCAUUUCAAAAUAACUCUGUUAAAGGAAGUAGUUGUACAAUUGAUAUGACAACAAGUAGUGUUUCCACGUAUAAGUCUACUGAAGUGAUUUCAGACGAUAAAAUGCUUGCGAUAUGUGAAAAAUUGGAAGAGAAAGACAAGCCAAAGGCGAUAGUUAUUUCCGAUUCCGAAGAUGAACUAUUGCAAGAAAUCAAAGAUGAAAAUAACGACCGUUUGAGCAAUGCUUGUAAGGAAUCUCGCACGAAAGAAAUAUUGGAAUUACCUCCAAAAUCAAGUGUUGGCAUGACCAUGAAUGACAGCGAAACGUGCGAUGAAAUAUUCGUCGAUACAGAGGAACUGCACGAAAAUAAAACGGGAAAGCCAAAUGAGAAGAUCGAAGAGCAAGUGAAAAGUUUGCAAGGAAAGAAGUUGAUUGUCAUGAUUGAAGAUCUUCAAAACUGUGGAGCCGGCAGCCAUUUUAUAUUGAAAAGUACGAAAGAAGACGCAAAGAUUAAGAAAAGUAAGAAAAAGGAGAAAAACAAACCAGAUUCUUCUAAACUGGCCGAUGUUGAUUUCUUUGCUGCCGAUGUUUCGAAAUUAAAGAAAAAAAUGACUGCCAAAGAGGGAAAACACGUAGAGAAAUCAAAGCACAAGAUAAUAAGUGAGAGCGAUAAGAAAAAGAUGAAAAAAAAGCUUGGCGAAAGUAAUUUAGCUCCUGUUAAAGAGAAGAGUAAAAUUCAACGCUAUAAAGAGCUGAAGAGACUUUUCAAAGACUCCGAAAACACUCUUGAUAAACUUGAAGAUCAACAAAAGAAAUCUUUGUUGGUAGACAACAAGUUUGUUGCGACCUUAGAGAAAGAAAAGGAAACGAUUAGACCAUCGGAUUUUCUUUUAAAGAAGCCCAAACAUUCUUGGAAAAACGAGUCUAAAGGAUUUAAAAAGGAUAAGGACGAUUCUAAAUCAAACGUUCAUAACAAUGCUGAUGAAACAACCGAGGAAAAACAAAGUUCGAAGAAUCCAUUUGUUUUGGUUGCUCCCGAUAAGAAAGUAAUACUUAUACCAGAUAAUGACACUGUUUGUGAAAAUUCUCAAAAUGCGGACGCUCUGGGUACUAGUGAUACCAAUAGACAUUCUGACUAUUCGGGUCUCGAUGAGGAUAGCGAGGAAAAUGAAUUAUUGAGAAUAUUUAAUGAUUAUAAUCCCGACAAUGAUGAACCUGAAAUGAACGAUUGUGUUGAUGAUCUUUUAAUGAAUAUUGAUGUCGUUAAUGUUCGUGACAGUGACGAUAAAAAAGAGAAAAAACUUGCACAGUCAUCAAAAUCGAUUAGUGGAUUGAAAAGACAGUCAAGCGAAGGAACGUCCGCAGCAUUUAAGAAACAGCGCGUUGCUCAUCAACCUAAUCUGGUCAUUACGCGGACUCCUCAAUUCAGAAACAACACAUCUACAUUUUACCGACAUUUACCUCGUCCUCUUCAAGGCACGUUAGCUCCUCCGCCUCGUCCCAAAAUUCAAGCAACAUCUCAAGGUGAAAAAGAUCUCGUUACGUCGACGCAUGUCAAACAAAGGGUGACUCACUUUACCAAGGGGAGCGGAAUUUUGACGCAGAGACCGAGGAUAAGACUGGAAUACGGAGCAAAAGUACCUCAAAGUGUGAGGCAAAAAUAUUUGGAUAAAAUCGUCGAUGAAUAUUUAUGCUUUUAUAAAGACCAACAGGAAGCGUUUGAUAAGGCCGAGAAGGAGGAAAAACAAGUUUACCUAAAAAGCCCUAGGCGUCAGGUUUAUAUUAACCUGUGCGUUAAUCUUAUCAAAAAACUUAGAGAUAGUUUAGAAAAACUGAACGAAGACAUCCGCCAUCGCAAUCCUUUAGCAAGCAAAUCCACGUUACCACCUAGCCCGUCAAAACGUGCGAAAGUUGACUCGUUGACUACGGCGAGGAUCGCUCGACAAGAUUUCGAAGAACAAAAUGAUAGUUCUGAGAAAGCGGUGAAAAACAAUGGAGGCAUGACAGAGGAGGAAUUUUACACAAGGAUGCAUAAGUAUGUGCUGUCGAAAGAAGAAUUAGAAGGAAAUGCCUUUCCUCGUCCUUCGAGUGUCCCAGGUCGGGCGGAGGUCACCGACUGUUAUUCAAAAAUUAAAAGAAAUCCCAACGAUUCCACACGUCACAUCUGCUGUCGAUGCGGCAAGGCUUUUGUCAUUUUGGAAUCUGGAGAAUAUCCCCACAAAGAAGAGUGUGUCUAUCAUCAUGGUCGAUUGAUUCGUAGCAGAACUGCCGGAGAAAUAGUGACGUCAUACACAUGUUGCCAAGGUGAAUCUGGUUGUAUUGGCUGUUGCGUUGCUAAGGCUCAUGUUCGCGCAACCUAUUGGUCGGAAGAAACUGGUUUUGUUGUCACACGGAAAAAUCCUAAUUCGUAUAGAAAGAAAAUUUACGCCUUGGAUUGUGAAAUGUGCUACACAACUAAAGGUUUGGAACUCACUCGGGUUACCGUGGUAGAUUACAACGGUCAACAAGUUUACGAUACUCUUGUUAAACCUAAAAACGAUAUCAUUGAUUAUAAUACAAGAUUCAGCGGAAUAACUGAAGAAAGUAUGAUUGGAGUUGCCAUGACAUUACGUGACGUACAAAGUGUUCUACUCAACUUGUUUUACGAAGAUACUAUUUUGAUUGGUCAUAGCCUGGAAAGUGAUUUAAGAUCACUGAAAAUCAUUCACAGUACAGUUGUAGAUACAUCGAUCGUGUUUCCUCAUCGUUUGGGCUUGCCCUAUAAACGAGCGUUGAAAACAUUGAUGGCUGAAUAUGUUAGAAAAAUUAUCCAAGACAGCGAGGAGGGACACGACAGUUUAGAAGACGCUGUUUCUUGCAUCGAGUUGAUGUUGUGGAGAGUGAAAGAAGAUAUGAAAUACAAACAGUCAAAGAAAUGAAACUACCCCCAAAUAAUACAUGACGCACGCGCAGUCUCGUGUACGGUAAAUAAAGAUGUAAAACCCUAAAACAAAAUCGUUGAAAUAGCAAAUCUAUAUCUUAUAUGAGAAAUAUUUAUUGGAAAAUCAUUAUGUUUCUGGAAAGAAUACGAACAAAAAUAAAACAAAAUCAGAAACAAUUCUCGAAAAA
Xenia sp. Carnegie-2017 is the source of this 3699-nucleotide messenger RNA. RefSeq lists its product as uncharacterized. Lineage: Eukaryota; Metazoa; Cnidaria; Anthozoa; Malacalcyonacea; Xeniidae. The record is from RefSeq and is a predicted model, not a curated record. The transcript is spliced from 16 exons. Bases 150 to 3509 code for a protein of 1119 amino acids. Gene Ontology annotation, molecular function: metal ion binding; nucleic acid binding; exonuclease activity. Gene Ontology annotation, cellular component: nucleus.